GGGAAGUGCUCGGAGCACGUGGCUUCCACCUGGGAGGCGCAAGGAGCCAGCAUGGCCGUCGCCCGCAAGAGAAAGCUUGCUGAGCUGAGCGUUGAUGAGUUCCUGACCUCAACCUUUGAUUCAGAUGUGGAUGGCGACGCAGAAGAAGGUGCCCUGAAUUGUGGGGAAGGCAGGGCCAGCGGGAAGCCACACCAGAAUGGGCAGGAUGGCGGCAGAAACAAAGCAGGACUGAAAUCAAAACCUGCAGAAAAGAAGGUAAAGAAGAAGGGAAGUGCAUCCCAGCAUAAAGAUCAGCUCUCCCGGCUGAAGGACAGAGAUCCUGAAUUUUACCAGUUCUUAGAAGAAAAUGACCGGACACUGCUUAAUUUUGAUGACUCGGACAGCUCUGACGAAGAGGACGGCCUUCAUGUUUUGCCUGAAACACUGGAGGAGGCAAGCGAUGAUGACGACGAUGACGACAAAGAAGAAGAAAAAGAAGGAACGGCUAAACGGAAAAAAGUGGAUUUCAUGACUGUAACUCUGAAGAUGGUGGAACGGUGGAAAGAGGCCGCUGAGAAACGGCUGACGGGCAAGCUUUUCCAUGAGAUCACCCAGGCGUUCAAAGCCUGUGUGGUAACAGCCAAGGGGGAAGCGAUAGGGCCGGAUCCGGGAAAGUACAAAGUCGCCGACAGCACAGUGUUUAACACCCUUGUGUCCUUCUGCAUCCGCGACCUCUUUGGCAUACUGCAGAAAUUGCUCCAGCAGAAGGUUGCGAAAAGCAAAUCCAAGGUAUUUGUGCCAUCCUCCAGUCCACUGUGGGGCAAGCUGCGUUUGGAUAUCAAAACAUACCUUGGCUGCGUCAUCCAGCUCCUGACAUGCUUAACGGAAGCCUCCGUGGGAGCAGCCGUCCUCCAGCACAUACACUCCAUCGUGCCGUACUACCUGACCUUCCCAAAGCAGUGCCGGAUGCUCGUUAAGCAAGCCACCCGUCUCUGGAGCACGGGUGAGGAGACGGUGAGGGUGCUGGCCUUCCUGGUGCUCAACAAAAUCUGCAGGCACAAAAAAGAUGUCUACUUGAACCCGGUCCUGAAGCAAAUGUAUAUCUCCUAUGUGAAGAACUCAAGAUUCACGUCUCCCAACGCCCUUCCCAUGAUUAACUUUAUGCAGCGGACCCUGACGGAGCUGUACGCCCUGGACCCGUGCGUGUCCUACCAGCACGCCUUCAUCUACAUCCGCCAGCUGGCCAUUCACCUGCGCAGCGCCAUGACCGUGAAGAAGAAGGAAAACUACCAGUCUGUGUACAACUGGCAGUACAUCCAUUGCCUCUACUUCUGGUGCCGGGUCCUGAGCACCAUCCAUCCUAGUGACGUCAUGGAACCGUUGAUUUACCCUUUGACCCAGGUCAUCAUCGGCUGCAUUAAGUUGGUGCCCACAACCCGUUUCUACCCUCUGCGCCUGCACUGCGUCCAGGCGCUCACCCUGCUGUCUGACAGCACCGGGACCUUCAUUCCUGUCUUGCCCUUCAUUUUGGAGAUUUUCCAGCAGGUAAAUUUCAACAAGAAACCUGGACGGAUGAGUGCCAAGCCCCUGAACUUCGCGGUCAUCUUGAAGCUUUCCAGUGCCAACCUGCAGGAAAAAGCUUUCCGGGAUGGUCUUAUCGAUCAGCUCUAUGACCUGAUUUUGGAGUACCUCCAUGGCCAUGCCUACAUGAUUGGUUUUCCAGAAUUGGCUCUUCCCGCUGUCCUUCAGCUUAAGUCUUUCCUAAAGGAGUGCAAGGUUGCCAACUAUUGCAAAACAAUCCGCCAGCUCUUGGAGAAGCUGCAGGAAAACUCGGCCUACAUCACUGCCAAGCGCCAGAAGGCCACCUUCGGUGUCGCCAGUCGGGAUGCUGUGGAGCAGUGGGAGAAGAAUGUCAGAGAAGAAGGCACGCCACUGAUGAAGUAUUAUGUGCACUGGAAGAAACUGAAAGAGAAAGAGAUCCAGCUGGAAAUCAGCGGCAAGGAGCGGCUAGAAGAGCUGAAUCUCCCUGAAAUCAAACGGAAGAAGCCCGGUGAACAGAAAGAAGAUGACAAGAGGGAGUUUAAGGACCUUUUUGAGCUGGACAGUGGCUCUGAUGAGGAGACCAGUGCCGACUUGUUCGUCAAAGAGAAGUCCAAGUCCAAGAAGGACAAUGAAGAGAGAGAUUCAGUGGACAGCAGUGAGGAUGAUGAUGAUGAUGAUGAGGGAGAAGAUGGAGAGUACGAAGUGGAAGAUGAUGAGGAAGAGGAGGAGGAGGAAGAGGAUGACGAGGAGAACUCUGAUGAUGAAGGAGGGCGAGGCACGCGGGCCAAGCCCAAGGGGGCCCGGCAGCUGUCUCGGGCCGAGCUGCAGAGGCUGGCAGAAGGGCCGGAAGACGCGGUGGAAGAGCUGGAGCUCUCCGACAGCGACUGACAGCAGAAUGGCUCCCGUCAGAGGGAGCUGAACACCCACCUUGGCCCAUUCAGAAAGCUACCCGGCAUCAUGCCUGCACAGCCUUUUUCUUACCGUACCAGACUUGGCUUCAGGGGAAAGAGGUAACUCUUUUAAAGUACACAGUUGGCCUGAAGAGCAAACAUUUUAUAAAUUAAGUGAUUUGUUUUUUAUUAUUAUUAUUAUUAUUUUAAAUUGAUUUGCUGGAAAGCAUUGGCCUCGAGGUGAUGGCUAAUGACCAUUUACAAUAUAUAGUAAAGGAGCUAAGGUACCGCCAA
This is a messenger RNA of Varanus komodoensis (Komodo dragon), 2705 nucleotides long. It is a transcript of the gene NOC2L, whose product is annotated as NOC2 like nucleolar associated transcriptional repressor. Gene Ontology annotation, cellular component: nucleolus; Noc1p-Noc2p complex; Noc2p-Noc3p complex. Gene Ontology annotation, biological process: negative regulation of transcription by RNA polymerase II; ribosomal large subunit biogenesis. The coding region runs from base 52 to 2409 and encodes 785 amino acids. Gene Ontology annotation, molecular function: transcription corepressor activity; histone binding. The transcript has 20 exons. The record is from RefSeq and is a predicted model, not a curated record. NCBI's taxonomy places the organism in Eukaryota, Metazoa, Chordata, Lepidosauria, Squamata, Varanidae.